This is a messenger RNA of Equus caballus (horse), 4246 nucleotides long. Lineage: Eukaryota; Metazoa; Chordata; Mammalia; Perissodactyla; Equidae. The record is from RefSeq and is a predicted model, not a curated record.
GGCCGCUGCCGCUCGAGCUUGGGCAGGACGCGGGGCGGGCGGGGGGAGGGGGGAGCGGCUUCGCUUCCAGCCCCGAGUGAGGCGGAGACCCAGGCUGGCGGGCGGAGCAGGAGGCACCGCACCUCGGCCAGAGGCGGCUGCAGCAGCUGCUGCCCUCGUCCCCGCCGCCGCCUCUCCAGUUCCUUCUGUGAUUACCGCUCCAGCUGCUGGGAACCGGCGAGAAAGAGGAGGAGGCGAGAAACUCCCACCGACCCACAGAGGGAGCAUGACUUCGGCAACUUCACCUAUCAUUUUAAAAUGGGACCCCAAAAGUUUGGAAAUCCGGACACUAACAGUGGAGAGACUUUUGGAGCCACUUGUUACACAGGUGACGACCCUUGUCAACACAAGCAAUAAAGGCCCCUCUGGUAAAAAGAAAGGGAGGUCAAAGAAAGCCCAUGUACUGGCUGCGUCUGUAGAGCAAGCCACUCAGAACUUCCUGGAGAAGGGUGAACAGAUCGCUAAGGAGAGUCAAGACCUCAAAGAAGAAUUGGUUGCUGCUGUGGAGGAUGUGCGUAAACAAGGUGAGACGAUGCGCAUCGCCUCUUCAGAGUUUGCUGAUGACCCAUGCUCAUCCGUGAAGCGUGGCACCAUGGUGCGGGCGGCAAGGGCUUUGCUAUCAGCUGUAACGCGCUUACUCAUCCUUGCGGACAUGGCGGAUGUCAUGAGACUUUUAUCUCAUCUGAAAAUUGUGGAGGAGGCCCUGGAAGCUGUCAAAAAUGCUACAAAUGAACAAGACCUUGCAAAUCGCUUUAAAGAAUUUGGGAAAGAAAUGGUGAAACUUAAUUAUGUAGCUGCAAGAAGACAACAGGAGCUGAAGGACCCUCACUGUCGGGAUGAGAUGGCAGCCGCCCGAGGGGCUCUGAAGAAGAAUGCCACAAUGCUGUACACGGCCUCCCAAGCAUUUCUCCGCCACCCCGAUGUUGCCGCCACAAGAGCCAACCGAGACUAUGUGUUCAAACAAGUCCAGGAGGCCAUUGCUGGCAUCUCCAAUGCUGCUCAAGCUACCUCGCCCACUGACGAAGCCAAAGGCCACACGGGCAUCGGCGAGCUGGCUGCGGCUCUGAAUGAAUUUGAUGUAAGCAUCCAGAAUAAGAUAAUCCUGGACCCCAUGACGUUCAGCGAGGCCAGGUUCCGGCCGUCCCUCGAGGAGAGGCUGGAGAGCAUCAUCAGCGGCGCGGCGCUCAUGGCCGACUCGUCCUGCACCCGCGACGACCGGCGCGAGAGGAUCGUGGCCGAGUGCAACGCCGUGCGUCAGGCGCUCCAGGACCUGCUCAGCGAGUAUAUGAAUAACGUAGAAUCUGGGCUCUCCAGUUCCACACUCCCUCUCAUCUUGCAUGUUCCUCAUCUCCCUUACCUUCCAGGCCCUAGGAAGAAGACUGGAAGGAAAGAAAAAGGAGAUCCUCUAAACAUUGCAAUUGAUAAGAUGACCAAGAAAACAAGAGAUCUAAGGAGACAGCUUCGAAAAGCAGUGAUGGAUCACAUAUCUGAUUCUUUCUUGGAAACCAACGUCCCUUUGCUAGUUCUCAUUGAGGCUGCAAAGAGUGGGAAUGAAAAGGAAGUAAAGGAAUAUGCCCAGGUUUUCCGUGAACACGCCAACAAGCUGGUGGAGGUUGCCAACUUGGCCUGUUCCAUCUCCAACAAUGAGGAAGGGGUAAAAUUAGUCCGGAUGGCAGCCACCCAGAUUGACAGCCUGUGCCCCCAGGUCAUCAAUGCCGCUCUCACGCUGGCUGCUCGACCACAGAGCAAAGUUGCUCAGGACAACAUGGACGUCUUCAAAGACCAGUGGGAGAAGCAGGUCCGAGUGCUGACAGAGGCUGUGGAUGACAUCACCUCAGUGGAUGACUUCCUUUCUGUCUCAGAAAAUCAUAUAUUGGAGGAUGUGAACAAGUGUGUGAUAGCCCUCCAAGAGGGAGAUGUGGACACCCUGGACCGGACUGCGGGGGCCAUCAGAGGCCGGGCGGCUCGAGUCAUACACAUCAUCAAUGCUGAAAUGGAAAACUAUGAAGCUGGUGUUUACACUGAGAAGGUGCUGGAAGCUACAAAAUUGCUCUCUGAGACAGUGAUGCCACGCUUUGCUGAACAAGUAGAGGUUGCCAUUGAAGCCCUGAGUGCCAACGUCCCUCAACCAUUUGAGGAGAAUGAGUUCAUCGAUGCCUCUCGCCUGGUGUAUGACGGUGUUCGGGACAUCAGAAAGGCUGUUCUGAUGAUCAGGACCCCAGAAGAACUAGAGGACGAUUCUGACUUUGAGCAGGAAGAUUAUGACGUGCGCAGCCGGACAAGUGUUCAAACUGAGGAUGACCAGCUUAUCGCAGGGCAGAGCGCACGGGCCAUCAUGGCACAACUACCACAGGAGGAGAAGGCAAAAAUAGCUGAGCAGGUGGAGAUAUUCCACCAAGAGAAAAGCAAGCUGGAUGCUGAAGUGGCUAAAUGGGACGACAGCGGCAAUGAUAUAAUUGUGCUGGCCAAGCAGAUGUGUAUGAUCAUGAUGGAAAUGACAGACUUCACAAGAGGCAAAGGCCCAUUGAAAAAUACUUCUGAUGUCAUUAAUGCCGCCAAGAAAAUUGCCGAAGCUGGUUCUCGAAUGGACAAAUUAGCCCGCGCUGUGGCUGAUCAGUGUCCUGAUUCAGCAUGCAAGCAGGAUUUAUUAGCCUACCUUCAACGAAUUGCCUUGUAUUGCCAUCAGCUUAAUAUCUGCAGCAAGGUGAAGGCAGAAGUACAGAAUCUGGGAGGAGAGCUCAUUGUGUCAGGGACAGGAGUUCAGAGCACUUUCACUACCUUUUAUGAGGUAGAUUGUGAUGUCAUAGAUGGGGGCAGGGCUAGUCAACUUUCUACCCACCUCCCAACCUGUGCUGAGGGAGCUCCAAUCGGGAGUGGAAGCAGUGAUUCUUCCAUGGUUUAUUCACAGGAUUCCUGCAUCAGGCUGGGAGAGCAAAGGGGCUCUGAAGAAGAGACAGGCUAUCAUAUUUUUGCUGCAGAAUUAGACACCAUCUAUCUGAAAAUGGAAUCUGUGCUGGACAGCGCCACGUCACUCAUCCAGGCAGCUAAAAACCUGAUGAAUGCUGUUGUCCUCACGGUGAAAGCAUCCUAUGUGGCCUCAACCAAAUACCAGAAGGUCUAUGGGACAGCAGCUGUCAACUCCCCUGUUGUGUCUUGGAAGAUGAAGGCCCCAGAGAAGAAGCCCCUUGUGAAGAGAGAAAAGCCUGAAGAAUUCCAGACGCGAGUUAGACGAGGUUCUCAGAAGAAACACAUUUCUCCUGUACAGGCUUUAAGUGAAUUCAAAGCAAUGGAUUCCUUCUAGGACGAUAGGCUUUAAAAGAAAGCUUUUUCUUUGUUUUUGUUUUUUUUUUUCUUUUCCUUUUCUUUUUAAUUCCAUUUUUGUAUGCAUACCUGCCGACUCGUAUGCCUCUGGCAUGGGGAAAUUAAGGGAGCAGUGUCUGCAUGUAAGAUAAGAUGUGGUCAAUACUACUGAUCCAUCUGUAGCCCAGAGAGGGGACAGGGAAUUCCUGUCCUGAGGUGGCACAGAGCUGUCCUUUGCAACAGUCUCAUAAAAUUGGAUAAAGAGUUCGCAUCACAAUGUUUACGGGAGUGGGAGGGAUGGGGGAAAUAAACUUAACUCUACAAAAGCAAACUCUAAUGCAUGCAAGAAUCAUUAGGUUGGCAGGUAUACUAAUAAGUGAAAAAUCUGGAAGUGUAAUGGUAGAACAUAAAGCUUGUAUUGCUUCUGUUUCAGUGCAAAAAUAUACUAGCCAAUACGCUUAAGUGUGUGGCCCACAAAUUGAAAAUUCAACUUUGACAUCACAUCCAUGACAUUAUGUGGAUUUUUUACUAAGGAGAAACUAACUCAUCCAGCCUAAAAUGCUUCUUUUAAUCUGUAUUCUGUUCUUUCUCUUCUAGUAGUGCCAUUACUAGUGCUCAUGUGAUCAAUUUUUCCCCCUUUACUGAAAACAAUAAACAUUUAUUUGGAACAAUUAUAAUCCUUCUGGGGGCACUGGAAGCACAAUGUGGUGAUCAAUCUUGCUUUUACUUUUUAAAAAAUUUUAACUAUGAUUUUGCUAGAAAUAGGAGGCCCAGUGGUAAAAUGUUAGAGGAAUGGAAACUGAUAAUGUGUGAAGGUUUAGGGGCAAAUACAUAGGUGUAGCUUGGAGUGCCGGUAUCUAAUAUACCAUUGUAUCCACUAACUCAAAAUAAACACAUUUAAUCUUGA